AUGACAGAAGUUACCAACCGCAAUGAAGUACGAAGCGGAAUUGCAGCAGGCGGUUGGACUAUUGUUUGGGGAGAUCUCAUUAAUGAAUUCGAUGUACUUACCUUCGCUAUAUCUAUUCCCACUGGUACUAUUGGUGCUUGGGUUUCCGAGCAGGUCGAAGCUCAAUUGCAGAAGUUUUCCCAAAGCUUGGAUGAUGUCUCUGAUGAUGUUGUCAAGCAAGCGACCGACUAUCUGAAAGACCUAAUGAAGGGAAAGAACUCUGGGGAACGGGAUAUAAAUGGUUUGGGGGUUAAAGGAGGCUUUGCCACGUAUAACCGCAAGAUGAUUUUGAAAGUUUUCGGCAAACAGGUUGGCAGCACCCCACUACCCAAUAACCAUCAACCAUACAUUGGUUUACGCGUUACCAAACCUCUGCCACCAAAGGGAACCAAUGCAACAACGGCACCAGUUGCCCCCACAGUGCCAUUAUUUGAUACCAAAUCAUGGUACAAAAUCAAGAAUACAGCGAAGCCAGGCCUGGCGCUCGAUGUUGUCAACGAUGGGAAUCAGCAACACGACGGUAGAUUGCAAACGUCCACAGAGGGAAAUUUAAGUGGUCAGUAUUGGCAGCUUCGGCCAUCGAAAACUAGUCACGGAGCCUACAAUCUCUGUACUAUGUGGCUCGGAACCAACAUGUUGUUGGACGUAUAUGGCGACGACAAAACACGGCCACAUUUGGCUAAGGCCGGUGCCUACUCUGGACAACAAUGGCAUAUUGAAAGCCAAGGAAAUGGAACCUGGAAGUUAACGAACUCGUACUCUGGGACAUUGGUCUUGGCAGCAGAUGCAGAUGGGAGUGAAUUACAUCUAAGAGAUCCCCGGACUUCGCCUGCUUCGCAGUGGACCUUGCAGAUUGUAAGGCCAAUCACAGAGAACGGAUUUGGGCUUUAG
This is a messenger RNA of Alternaria atra, 930 nucleotides long. RefSeq lists its product as uncharacterized. The transcript has a single exon. Lineage: Eukaryota; Fungi; Ascomycota; Dothideomycetes; Pleosporales; Pleosporaceae. The record is from RefSeq and is a predicted model, not a curated record. The coding region runs from base 1 to 930 and encodes 309 amino acids.